AUGGAUCCUUUCGAAGUUCGUAUGCAGUUUGUGGCUUUACUGCGACGGCUGGAUGCUUCUCAGCAUUCUAUUAGAAAAGUGGUCUCGUUCGCAGUCAAAUUCUUCCCUCGCUGUGGAGAAGAUUUGUGGGACUGCAUAGUCGAGGAAACUCAGAAGGGCUCCAUCAACUCACGAAUCAACAUUCUGUAUUUCCUUGACUCACUAUGCGAAACAUGUCUCUUGGUAAAAACGCACGCGAACGCGAUAGGGAACACUGAGAAGGCGUCGAGUAACAUGUAUGUGGACCUUGUGGCGAGGGAUUUGGGGACGAUAGUCGAAAACGUCGUUCCUCCGGGAGUAGAAGGAUCACCGAACCUGGUCAGCACGAAACAAAUUCUCGAAACUUGGCGGUCAAAACGAGUAAUUGAUCCUCAAAUCUUGGACUCUGUCAUCUCUUCGUUCGAUAACCGCACUGAUUCUGGAGAGUUUGAUAACGACGCUCCAACUGUUCGAAAGUCAUUCGCACCACUCCCCCGGCCAGAAAUUUUCAAGCGAAUUGAAGAGGAUCGGGAGCGUCAUAAACGGUUACGUGAGCGCAGAUGGGUACAACCUAUCACCCAUAAUACUAUCACUGAAAUGCAGGCCCCGCCUCUAACGUCUUUCAUGCCUUUGACCGAGAAGGAGGAUGGAGAUCGUGAGUUGAGCAUUGAUAUUGAGUUUGACAAUGAGUGGGAGACGCUUAGUGAUUGGAACGAAGACGACGACGAAGCAUGUGCAGAGGAGAAUGCGUUGUGCUUCCCCGAUCCUCCCGGUGAAAUGGCGAUGGAUUUGGAUUAA
Messenger RNA from Lentinula edodes (shiitake mushroom), 816 nucleotides. RefSeq names its product CTD kinase subunit gamma CTK3-domain-containing protein. The transcript is spliced from 4 exons. Gene Ontology annotation, biological process: positive regulation of DNA-templated transcription, elongation; positive regulation of transcription by RNA polymerase I. Gene Ontology annotation, cellular component: CTDK-1 complex. The coding region runs from base 1 to 816 and encodes 271 amino acids. The record is from RefSeq and is a predicted model, not a curated record. NCBI's taxonomy places the organism in Eukaryota, Fungi, Basidiomycota, Agaricomycetes, Agaricales, Omphalotaceae.